AUGUUAAUUAAUGCUUAUAUGGACAUAAAAAGAAAACAUAUAAAAAUUAUAGCAAAAAAUGUGAACUCUUCCUAUUUAGAUUAUUAUUUUAAAAGAUGGUAUGUCACGGAUAUAUGUAACAACUUAAAAUUACCAGAUAAAACUAGAUACAAACUAAAUAGUAAUUUAUUUUACUUUAAUACUUUUAAUACAUUAAACGAAUUGAAAAAAGACGAGAUAAAAAACAAAAAUUUCCAAACAUAUCCUAAAAUUAAUAAUAAACAACAUGUUAUAAAUAAUGAAAAUUCAUAUUACUAUAAUAUUGAUAAUUGUUUAAAAUAUGAUCAAUAUCAAAUAAAUAAAGAGGAAAGAGAAAAAAAGAUACCUAACAGUAAUUGUUAUUAUAUGAAUGAAAAUAAUCAUAUUCAUUAUAUUAAGAAUGACCAGAAUAUUCCCAUAAAUUAUAACAAAAUAAAUAAUUAUAGAAAUAAUAUAAAUAGUUAUACAAAUAAUAUUAAUAGUUAUACAAAUAAUAUUAAUAGUUAUACAAAUAAUAUUAAUAGUUAUACAAGUUGCAUUUUUAAUAAUAUAGUAAAUAACAAUAGUAACAAAAAAUAUUUAUUCCAAAUACAAAUAAAAAAUAAUGUGUGCACAUUACAUAAUAUAAAAUACGGGAGAUAUGAUAAAAGAAAUGUUUAUCCAAGUAGAAAUGUACAAAAUGUAUAUAAUAAUAAUAAGAAAAUACAAGAAAAAAAAAAUAUUCCACAUAUAGAAACGAAUAUAAAUUUAGAUGAUGUAGCACGAGAUAUUAAAUAUGCAGCUCAAUAUUCCAAAAAAAAAGGAUUUCUUUCAUCGAUAUUUGUUAGAAAAUUAUCUUUAUUUAUGAAUAAUUUAUUUGAAAAACAUUUAUUAUUAAUGAAUUGUAUUAUAGCUGGUACUUUAUAUUUUAUAGCUGAUCUAACAUGUCAAAUGAUGGAAGUACAUAAAAAUAAUAAUGACGUUGAAUAUGAUUUUUUAAGAACAUUAAGAAUGGCACUUAUAGGAUUAACAUUAGAAGGACCAAUUAUGACAUGGUGGUAUGGUAAAAUAUUAGCCAAUUUUAUUAAAUCAAAACCUGAUACAUUUUUAUAUAAAUCUUUUAUACCAACUUUAUUUGAUAAUUUUAUUUUUGGUCCUAUACAUUUGACAAUUUUCUUUUUUUAUAAUGGUAUACUAAAAAAUCAAAGGAAAUCAGAAAUUAUUGAUAAAAUAGUUAAUACAGGUAUGAAAGUUUUCUUCAUAUCCUUAAUGACAUGGACACCACUCACUCUAAUUAAUUUUGUUUUUGUUCCAAGAAUUUAUCAAGCUACCGUCGUUUUUUUUGCUGAUUUUUUUUGGGUCAUUUUUCUAUCAUGGUGUGCCAACAAAAAAUAA
Plasmodium adleri (nom. inval.) is the source of this 1392-nucleotide messenger RNA. RefSeq names its product conserved Plasmodium membrane protein, unknown function. Gene Ontology annotation, cellular component: cytoplasm; membrane. The record is from RefSeq and is a predicted model, not a curated record. The transcript has 2 exons. Bases 1 to 1392 code for a protein of 463 amino acids. Lineage: Eukaryota; Apicomplexa; Aconoidasida; Haemosporida; Plasmodiidae.